Messenger RNA from Vanrija pseudolonga, 1623 nucleotides. Its product is annotated as Efflux pump terJ. The coding region runs from base 1 to 1623 and encodes 540 amino acids. The transcript has 2 exons. Gene Ontology annotation, cellular component: membrane. NCBI's taxonomy places the organism in Eukaryota, Fungi, Basidiomycota, Tremellomycetes, Trichosporonales, Trichosporonaceae. The record is from RefSeq and is a predicted model, not a curated record. Gene Ontology annotation, molecular function: transmembrane transporter activity. Gene Ontology annotation, biological process: transmembrane transport.
AUGGCCACCGACACCGACCUCGCGCAGCGGCCCUCUGCAACCCCGACGCUCAUGGACGCCGUUGCCGACCACCACGACAAUGGAGGAGCACCAAAGGAGAAGGUGUUGGCGAUGGACGCCGCCCCCGCCCCCACCCCGCACACCAAGCCCCACUUCUCCCAGACCCGCAAGUGGGUCCUAAUGUCCAUCUUCGCGUUGGCCAUGUUCAUUGACGUCAUGGGUCUAUCGGCAUUCUACGUCCUCACACAGACCGUCGCAGCCGACCUGAAUAUCAAGUUUGAGCAGCAGUCGUGGGUCAUCACCUCGUACGCCGUCACCUUUGCUGCCUUCCUCCUCUUAUGGGGGCGGGUGAGCGACCUGUACUCGGCGACGCCGGUGUUCAACUUUGCCUUCAUCGCCCUCGGGGUGCUGUCGCUCGUCAUCUCGUUUCUGCCCGACAAGUACUCGUUCUUCGUCUUCCGUGCCAUCGCCGGCAUCGCGGGCGGCGCACUCGUGCCCGCGUCGUACCGCCUCAUCGUGUACGUGUUCGAGCCGUCCGAGCUCGCACUCGCCUUCACGGUCUACGGCGUGAGCGGCACCAUGGGUAACAUGUGGGGCACAAUCUUUGCCGGCUUCAUCGAGUACAUCCCCCACUCGGUCGGCACCCAAAUGCAGUCCUGUCGCUGGUACUUCCGCAUCACGGCCAUCAUCAUUGCGCCGCUCGCCACCGCGUCCCUUUUCCUCACCCCGUACGCACCCGGCGACGAGUCGCAUACCCUCUCAGACGGCGAGCCCGACCCCACGCCCCGCUGGCGCCGCCUCGACCUCGUUGGUGCGCUCACCAUGCUCACCGCCAUCGUGCUCCUCACCCUCGGGCUCACCCUCGGUGCCAGCUACGGGUGGAAAAAGGCCGGCUUCCUCGUCCCCUUCCUCCUUUCGUUCCCGCUGUUCAUCGGCUUCUUCUUCUGGGAGGCUCAUCUCGAGCCCUCGUACGCCCUCAUCCCGGCCUCGACUUGGCGGAUCCCCAACCUCGCCAUCUUCAUCGCCAUGGGCCUGCCACUCUUCGCUUGGUGGGCUGUCAACUUCCUUGCGCUCAUCGAAACCUUCGUGCAGGUGUACCAUGAGCGCCCUAUCAUAGCUGGCGUACGCAUGCUACCCCAGGCGGUUGUUUCGCUCUUCCUCACGGCUGGCUUCACAUACUUCCCCCUCCUCAUUUCUCGCCCCUGGCUCACCGUCCUCGUGGGUGAGGCGUUUUGCAUCGUCGGAUACAUCCUGUUCACCCGCACGUCAACGUUUGUCGGGAAAGACUAUUGGCGCUUCAUCUUCACUGGCGGCCUCCUCGGCUCAGGGGGCAACAUGACCGUCUUUACCGCCGCCAACGUCGGUAUCAUGACGGCUAUCCCUCCCGAGAUGGCGGGCGUCGCUGGUGCACUGUUCCAAGUCGCCAUUCAACUCGGCGCCGUGGUCGGGUUCGCUACCCAGGCCGGCAUGCUGACCAUCAACCCUGGUGGAAUCGCCAACCCCGCCAACGUCCACGCAUCCUUCUACUUCCAGAUGGGCUGGAACGCGCUCUGGCUCAUCCUCUUUGCAAUCGUGUACAAGCGGCCAAAGAAGUCGACUCCAGAGCCCGAGCCUGAGGCCUAA